CAUAUAGCAUUUCGUUAACUAACAGUGUUACUAAAAUUUCGAAAACAAAUAUAAAAAGCGAAAUGCAAAAAUUCCUUCAUGCCACAGAUUUUCAAAGUUUGAUGUAUCCCUGUUUUACAUUGUGCCGCAUUCUCGGAACAUUUCCAUACACAAUCAAUGAUAUGAUCUUUGAGACUUCAAGACCACAGUAUAUCUUAUCGGUUAUAACUACCUGUGUCUCAUGUGUUUUCACUCUGACAAUUCUCUAUCAGCUCAAUAUUAUUACAAAGAGUACAAACUUCGAAGCCAUAACAUCUUCUUUAGAAAUUAUCUGCUCUUCUGUACCAUGUUGUUUUAUAAUAAUUGUCACGCUCGUCUCGAGCAGUUCGCGAAUGCGCUUGUUGCAGACCAUAAAAGAGAUCUCUUCGAGACUGUCACCGAAAUCAUACCAGAAGUUAUCUAGAUUAAUUCACACCAAAGAUAUCUUUGGUUCCUUAUGUAUGAUCUGCAACGUUUUUCUAUACGUGUACAAAAUGAUGGGCUUCAAUAUCAUCUUCAUGAUAUUUUCAACACACGCAGUUCUACUACCAUUUACAAUGGAUAUGUUGUAUAUGAACUGUGUCUGUAUAUUGAAGGCCUGUUAUAAAGAAAUUAACAAUAGUCUUUUAUAUAUGCAAGAAUUUAUAAUAAACAAGAAACCACCUGUUACCAUGAUGUUUUAUGAGCAGAGAAAUACAUUCCUGAUAAUGAAACUUAAGACUCUGAAGAAGCAACAUCUGAUGAUCAGCAACACAGUACAGAUGCUGAACAGAAGUUUCAGUUUGCAACUUCUUGCUACGAUAGUAACAUGCUUCUCUGGAAUCAUUUUCGGACUGUACCACUAUUUCCAUAUAGUGGAGUGGUAUAAUGAGAUUUUAAAUUUGACAGAAAUAAAUGAAAUGAUGCUAAUAGGCACGAUAUAUAGCAUUGUAAAAUUAUUGUUACUUGCGUGGGUUUGCGAGACCGGCAAGAAUCAGGCCGAAGAGAUCCGUACUACGAUUCAUGAUGUACUGAACAGCAACAAAGAUGAGCAAAUAAAACAUGAGUUGCAGUUGUUUUCUUUACAAAUACUACAUAGCAGUACGUUUUUUGCCAAAGGUCUCAAUAUAGACGCGAAAUAUUUCGCUACGAUGGUGGGUACUGUCACUACAUAUAUGUUAAUUUUGCUACAAUUCAUGAAGAUAGCACAUUCUUGCGAUGGAAAUUCUACAAUCAAUAAACUAUAAAUAAUGUAAUUUCAUAAAAGGAAAUAAUCAAAGAAAGAUUCCUUUUAUAUUCAUAAGCACUUAUUCGUAUGUAUA
Molecule: messenger RNA, 1319 nt
Organism: Vollenhovia emeryi
Lineage: Eukaryota; Metazoa; Arthropoda; Insecta; Hymenoptera; Formicidae
Exons: 3
Coding region: 63-1244 (393 amino acids)
Biological process (GO): sensory perception of taste
Cellular component (GO): axon; neuronal cell body; membrane
Source: RefSeq, a predicted model, not a curated record